Messenger RNA from Neurospora crassa OR74A, 990 nucleotides. RefSeq lists its product as hypothetical. The record is from RefSeq and is a predicted model, not a curated record. The transcript has 6 exons. The coding region runs from base 1 to 990 and encodes 329 amino acids. Gene Ontology annotation, cellular component: nucleus. Gene Ontology annotation, biological process: regulation of telomere maintenance. Lineage: Eukaryota; Fungi; Ascomycota; Sordariomycetes; Sordariales; Sordariaceae.
AUGCUUCACCCAUCACACAUCGCCUCCAACUCUCCUCCCGAGGCCCCCAGUCCCCCGGUGCCCCCAAGAACUCACAAUGACCGAAAAGACCAACGGCGCGAGGGUUGGCGCCGCCGCCGCCGCCACCACCACCGGCAGCAGCAGCUGCAACAACAACAGCAACAACAACAACAACAACAACAACAACAACAACAACAACAACAACAACAACAACAACAACAACAACAACAACAACAACAGCAGCAGCAGCAGCAGCAGCAGCAGCAGCAGCAGCAGCAGCAGCAGCAGCAGCAGCAGCAGCAGCACCAUCACCAACAACACCACCAGCAGCAACAGCAACAACAGCAAGAGCAGCAGUGGGGGUGGAGGAGGGGGCCUAGACUACAACAGGUGGACAAGAGGCGCCUGGUUCGAGUAAUGAACACCAUUUUGGCUUCCUCCGUGCUCUGGUUUCCGGUGUACUUGCACUUUCGCCGUGACUUGCCUCCAUCUCAUGUGUCUUUCGCCGUAAUCUGGCUCCCUUGCGUCACGGGGGUCUUCUCCUUUCUCAAUUCACGAUUCUUUGCCGCUCCGCUCUCUCUGUUGCUCAUGGCUUGGACAUCCAAGGGCCAAGUCUUUACCUCAUUCGCUGCCUUUAGACGAACAGCGACGUUUCACAGCGCCAACAUUAACAGCAGGAUGCAGAACCGGAAAUGUGCUUCGCCCGGUAGCAGACUCUUUUUGCUCGUCUGUGGCCCCGCCGCUACCCCCUCACCUCUUCCAUUGCGACGACCUCCACCAGCCCCUCCUCCAGGCGCACAGCCUAGCAAGCAUCUCGACAACUCGAUCGACUGCUUUAGAAAAGUCAUUCGUGACGAGGGUUUCAGGGGUUUACUCAACCUCGCUGCCUCUCAUGGCAGCAACACAACACAUCGCCGUUGGGAAGAAACCGACAACGUACCCAUCUGUAUCGUCGGCAACAAGAGUGUUCCGAAACCGAACAACUCUUGA